GUCGAGUAGCGUGACUCGCCGAUGUGUACUACCAGCGAGUAACUACGGACCUGAGCUGGUCUCACGGCCGAGGGCCUUUCAACUCGGCCCGUACUUCUCGUACAGUCUCUCGCAAGGUGUGGUUCUCGACGCUGCCGACGGAAGUAUGCCGCCGCGAGAUCAACAAGUGCCGCGCGAGAUCCACGCCCGGCGAACGAUCGAUUCAGCGCGUCUUCGCUAGUCCUCGUCCAGAUUCGAUCUUCUCGUCGCGGCGUUUAAAAGCGGCGACACAGGUGCACGGUUUUUUUUCGGAAUCUCUCUCCCGUGAGGAAUACUUACCAGGACGAUCGAGAUCCGCUCGAGCGGAAGGACGCGUCCGCGCGUAGCGUCGAAGGACCCCACGAUCGAGAGCGGGGCGCGAUCGAUGGACGACGCCGUCUCGACGUCAACUGGGAAUUAGUGCGCGCGUGUUAUCGAACCGCCCGGCGCCGGCACACGUGACCUCCUCGAAUUUGUUUGGCGCGCGUUACAUCGCGGUGAAACGCCGUCCGGUGAAGGCAUCUGCAUUCGCAAUGGAAAUGAGGACCGAAAUGCUCAAGACGUUGCUGUUUCUGGUCAUCGGCUUGCUCGUAAAGGUACUGGGAUUACCCAGUGGGGCACCGUCGCAGACAUGCUUCGAUCUAAUGCCACGUCAUCCCGGUAGUUCCCUGCAAUCGUCCUACCCACCUUAUCAGGUACUACCCGCAGCGGGACAAAACAGGGUCCGCCUGAUCCUUGGAAGUCCCGAAGGUCUCGCAUACGAGGGCUUCAUGAUCCUCGCUAGGGACAUCGACACCGGCGAAUAUGUGGGAGAAUUCGCAAACUUGCCCGAUUUCGCAAGAAUCGUGGAAUGCACUCAAGGUGUAAAGAAUGGCGUGACUCAUACGAAUACUGAGAAGAAACACAAUCUUGAAUUCGACUGGGAAGCUCCGGUUGAUUACGAAGGUACCAUCAUCUUCAACUCCACCUUCGCUCAGGAUUACAGCACGUACUGGGUCGGCGUGGAGUCGCCCAGAGUCACCGUUGACAAGCGGUCCAUCAGGGUAUCGACCCCACCUACACCCGUCACUACCUUCAGGACCACCACGCCGCCCUACUACAGCCACACCGUCAGUUACGCGACGAAGGAUGAGGUGGACCCGUUCUACACGGGCUGCCACACCACGAAGAACUGCUUCGGCGCGCCCGCGGGCUGCAUAAAAACCAAGGACUGCAUCGCCGCGGUGGCCGUGAUCGUGCAGGGCGACGAAUAUCAUUUCGAGAUGCAGGCGCGGGGGGAUGCCAAAUACGUCGCUGUCGGCCUGUCCGACGAUAAGAAUAUGGGUGAAGACAGCGUAGUCGAGUGCACGAACGAGAAUGGCGAAAUUGCGUUACACACGUCUUGGAAUUCCGGGAAGCGGAAUACGCGCUAUACGAUGUCGGAAGGCGCGGUCGAGCUGGAGACCGCCUCGAUCAAAAAUGACAAGAUAUACUGCAAGUUUCGACGGGAAAAGCUCACCAACAUUCAGGAACGUACGUAUGACCUUGUCAACACUCCGUACCAUCUCCUCGUGGCCGCCGGCAAAGAUCUGAGAUCAAACGGCGUUGACUUUCACAAUCUCGCCUAUCUUGGGACCAGCACCUCGAAGAGAUUGUCUGACGUUGGGGAAUUGACCGCAGCCACUGACCUACUAAUUCGUCUUCAUGGCGCGCUUAUGCUGGCAUCGUGGAUCGGCACAGCCUCCAUCGGGAUGCUGCUCGCGAGAUAUUAUAGACAGACCUGGGUCAACUCCCAGUUGUGUGGAAAGGAUCAUUGGUUCGCUUGGCACAGGUUCUUCAUGGUACUCACGUGGUCGAUGACGAUCGCAGCCUUCGUGCUAAUAUUCGUGGAAUUGGGCACGUGGAGUUCCGAGACGAUACACGCUUCGGUCGGCCUGGCGACCACGAUUCUAUGCUUCAUCCAGCCUUUCAUGGCAGCUAUGAGACCACAUCCUGGCGCACCACGAAGAGCCCUUUUUAAUUGGGCUCACUGGUUCGUCGGUAACGUGGCAAAGAUAUGCGCUUUAAUCGCGCUUUUCUUCGCGGUACGACUGAACAAGGCUAAACUUCCGGAUUGGGUCGAUUGGAUCCUCACAGCAUACGUGGUCUUCCAUGUUUUAACUCACCUCAUUCUCACAUUCCUUGGAUGUGCUUCUGACAGACAAGCCAGUCAGAGAGUGAAUUCAUUCCCAAUGAAAGACAUGCAUUCUCGCGGAUCAAUGGUGCAUCCAGAUGCGAGACGAGACGCUCCACACUCCGGUAUGCGGAAGUUCAUUUUCGGUGUGUACUUUGUGGUUAUCGUCGCGUUCGCCGCAGUCCUCAUAGUGAUCACCGUGCUGGCACCCAUCGAGGAAACGUGGGCCACCUUCACCAACACUAUCUCGAAUUACUAAGGCCGCUAAUCAACGCCAUGGAAAUAUUCGUCACCACCGCGAUAGUCGAGCGGAGGAUUCCGUCCGAAUGGGGAACGUCGCAGCCGUCGCGUCGCAGUGAUGAUAUAUUCCCGGCGCGACUUUCUGUAUGCAAAUUAACACGAGGAACAUGUAUAAAUCCUAUUCGUGUGAAGAUGCAAAUCGCGCCACUACAAUGUGCGACGACGAAGAUAUCACUGACGAUUGUUUUUAUACUCUUUUUCUAGGUUUCCCUGGAAAAUUCGCGAAUCUCCAUUUUAAUUAUGUAUCAAUAUAUCAUAAUUAAAGUACGUUUCUGUAUAUAUAACAUUUUUUAACUUACUUGGAAGAUAUUAAGAUUAAUACUUACAUUAAGUAUUCAUUAUUGCUUCAUUAUUAUUAAACGAAUAUUCUGAGACUAUA
Messenger RNA from Temnothorax curvispinosus, 2849 nucleotides. RefSeq names its product putative ferric-chelate reductase 1 homolog. Lineage: Eukaryota; Metazoa; Arthropoda; Insecta; Hymenoptera; Formicidae. The transcript is spliced from 12 exons. The record is from RefSeq and is a predicted model, not a curated record. Gene Ontology annotation, molecular function: oxidoreductase activity, acting on metal ions. Bases 552 to 2429 code for a protein of 625 amino acids.